This is a messenger RNA of Fulvia fulva, 1365 nucleotides long. Its product is annotated as Putative NADPH dehydrogenase. The coding region runs from base 1 to 1365 and encodes 454 amino acids. The transcript has a single exon. Gene Ontology annotation, molecular function: NADP binding; FMN binding; NADPH dehydrogenase activity. The record is from RefSeq and is a predicted model, not a curated record. Lineage: Eukaryota; Fungi; Ascomycota; Dothideomycetes; Mycosphaerellales; Mycosphaerellaceae. Gene Ontology annotation, cellular component: intracellular anatomical structure.
AUGGCUCCAACCAUAUACAACGCCCCCGUCCCCGGCGUACCCUACUUCUCCCCCCACCACAAACCCUCCCCAGGCACCCCCUUCGACCCCACCGCCAAAGUUCCAACCCUCUUCAAACCGCUCCAAAUCCGCGGCACAACCCUCCGCAACCGCAUCCUAGUCGCCCCAAUGUGCCAAUACAGCACCGCAGAAUCCGGGCCCCAAAUCGGAGCCCUAACUCCCUACCACAUCGCCACGCUAGGCCAUUACGCUCUCAAAGGUGCCUCCCUCGUCUUCAUUGAAGCGUCCGGUGUCCAGCCUAAUGGGAGGAUAUCCCCGAAUUGCCCUGGAAUCUGGAGCGAUGCGCAGAUCGAUGGGGUCAAGGCGCUGGCAGAUUUCGUCCAUGCGCAGGGGGCGCUUUGUGGGUUGCAGUUGGCGCACGCGGGGAGGAAGGCGAGUACGAUGCCGCCGUUCAUCGCGGCCCAGGUGAAGAAGGCGAGUGUGAAGGCUACGAAGGAGGCGGGAGGGUGGCUGGGUGAUGUGGUGGGUCCCAGUGGUGGGGAGGAGUCUGUGUGGGAUGAGAGUGGGGAGGGGUAUUAUCCACCAAGGGAGUUGAGCGUCAAGGAGAUUGAGGCGUUGGUGAAGGAUUGGACUGCUGCUGCGGUGAGGGCUGUGAGGGCGGGGGUUGAUGUGUUGGAGGUUCAUGGGGCGCAUGGAUAUCUUAUUCAUCAGUUCCUCAGCCCCGUCACGAACCGUCGAACAGACCGGUACGGCGGGUCUUUCGAGAAUCGCACUCGCCUCCUGAUCGGAAUCAUCGAGGCGAUCAGAGCGGUGAUCCCAAGCUCAAUGCCCCUCUUCCUGCGCCUAAGCUCGACAGAGUGGUUGGAAGAUACCGAAGUCGGGAAAAAAUUCGGAAGCUGGAAAGUCGAAGACACGAUCUCUCUUGCAAAGAUCGUCUCAGACCUUGGCGUGGAUCUUCUCGAUGUGUCCAGUGGUGGCAACCAUCCGCAGCAAAGAAUCAAUAUGUUCAACUCCAAGGACUACCAAACGAAGAUUGCUGCGCAGAUUCGACGGGAGCUUCGCGCAGCAAACAAAUCGCUUCUCAUCGGUGCUGUGGGCUUGAUUACGGAGGCUGAACAAGCCCGCGAUAUCCUCGAGGACCGCGAGGGACGAGAAGUGAAAGAAGACAGUAUCAAGCAAGAAGCCGAAGUAGCAAAAGCCAUGACGGAGACAAGUCGUGAUGGGAAUGAACCUAUGGCGGAUAUUAUCUUAGUGGCGCGGCAGUUCAUGAGGGAGCCAGAGUGGGUGUUGAAGGUAGCGUGGCGGUUGGGGGUGGAUAUUGCGUGGCCGUCACAGUUUUUGAGAGUGAGGUUCCCGAAGUUGUAG